AUGUCCAUGCCGAAUCCGAUCCUAUCCCGGACAGUCGCAACCAAUAAACGUCCCAACAGCGUGUCUAGCGCCCGCGAUUUCUUCUCCUGCCUCGUCGACCACGCUGCCACCGAGAAUCCCGGAUUGUUUGCUGCCCUCAGAGACGUGGUGAGACGGUUCUCUCAGGAAGCUAUUGCCUGGAAGGACUUCCUCCUCGCAACGCCUCGCAAAGAAUUGUCCCAAUUAGAAUUCGACAUCGAAUCUUUCACGCAUGCCAUGGAUAUCCACUUGAGCAAUGCAGGUUUAAUUUGUAAUGGUCUGACAGAAGAAGAGGGGCACGCGAUCCAACAAGCUAUCCAGCAAGCCCCUGCUUCAACGACGGACCUCGUCAGCCACUUCCGAGAGAAUCCGAGGGGCUUUGAAGCAGCGCUGAGGGGACUCUUCCACAUGAACUGCAACAUCUUCCCCGCUCGUAUUACAGGGUCUGCGACGCACCCGUUCGGACCACAAGGUAUGACCACGCGUUCGAGAAACGCUCGGCGCACCCCGCUAACGAACAACAUCAAAUGCACCACCUGCUGCAGGUCGGUCGACAGAUCGCUGUUUGCCACUCACGUCUACGUGCAGCACGGGGUCGGUGCCUUCUACGAGCUCGCUCGGGAUAGGCUUCAGCAGGGGGUACUCUUCGACACGCAGACUCAUGUGAUGUGCUCCAAGAUGGAGUGUGGUCAGUGA
Coprinopsis cinerea okayama7#130 is the source of this 714-nucleotide messenger RNA. RefSeq lists its product as hypothetical. Lineage: Eukaryota; Fungi; Basidiomycota; Agaricomycetes; Agaricales; Psathyrellaceae. Bases 1 to 714 code for a protein of 237 amino acids. The record is from RefSeq and is a predicted model, not a curated record. The transcript has 3 exons.